CAGGUCAGGAAGAGCAGUGAGCAGCUGUGUGCUGCUGACCGCCGCGUUUGGUUGCCAGUGACUCCUGCGAGUGCGACCCGCCUGCUGGAUUGUGAGGACUGAGGAGCUCUGCUGUCUGCACACUGUGGAUACUGAGGUGUAAACCCCAAGUCACAGGACGAGAUAGCAGCAGGGACUGCCAGGAAUCUUCCACCGAAGUGGACCUCAUACUUUAGACUGAGAAGCCAGGUGGACCACUGGUAAGAAAGUCCCUAGACAUCAACCACCUAAGAAGCCAGACCCCAGGAGAAUUGGAGUGAUACUAGAGUCCAGAUCCAGAGACACUACAGAGAUGGAUCUACAGAGGGAUGAAAAUAUCCAGAAGUUGGAGAACUGUAGAGAAGGGGUGGACCUCACCGACUGCUCAGAGGCUGAGAGCGAUAGCUCAGAGGACUCCUUAUUUGAGGCAGGAGACUGUCCCGAGGAUGAUGGUGAUUACGUCUGCUCCUUGUGUGGGAAGACAUUCAAGCACUUCUGCCACUUAAACAGACACAAGAGAAGCCACUCCAGACGGAGCGUCUACAGAUGCCUGGAAUGUUCUAAAACUUUCCGUGAUCAGAGAGAUCUGGACAUCCACCACAGAUCCCACACCGGUGAGAAGCCCUUCAAGUGUUCAGAGUGCGAGAAGACCUUUGUCAGCCAGUCCCACCUCGCAUCCCACAGGAGAACCCACACGGGAGAGAAGCCCUACACCUGCCCCGUGUGUCAGAGGAGUUUUACCCACUUGUCCAGCUUAAAGAGGCAUGAAAAGAUCCACAUCGGGGACAAGCCUCACAAGUGCCCCGAGUGCUCAAAAGCGUACACUCGGAGAACCCACCUGAUGCGCCACCUGAGGAUCCACACGGGUGAGAGACCCUAUCAAUGUGACCAGUGCGGGAGAACGUUCACUAGGAAAUUCAAUCUGAAAUCGCACUCCAGAGUCCACACUAAGAAGAAGUCUAAGAAGGGAGACCAAGAGGACCCCGAGUCUUCUGGCAGCACGGACGAUUCUGAGGAUUGGUCAACAUGUGGCCCAAAAUGAGCGUAGAGCAGGUCCACCUUGAAUCAUCCACUUUUGUCAAAAAUGAUGUGGCAGCCAGGACCUGGGCUGCCUGCUUAUACUGUAAAAAAUUGCAUUAAUUGUGCAGCCUAGACAAAAGAUUGGUCUGGCUUGAUGGCGUCCAAGGUGCCUGAGGUGAACUUCACCUGGUUGCUAAGGACACACUGCCUAGCAACCAGUCUUUUCUAUAAGGUUGUCAGCCAGUUCGUAGUAACCAGUCCAUCUCGGAUUUAUAAGUCGUAACAGAACAAAUGACAGAAGAGGUUUGGGAGGCGGUUGUGUACCCUCAGUCCAGCGAUCUCAUUACAGGGACCCCUCACCUUUGACCUUUUUUGACAUUUCUAUAGGUCACCAUGUGCUUUAAACCCUUUAAGGCUGUGCUGGCUAACCUCCGUUACUCCAGCUGUGGUAAAACUACGGCUCCCAAGAUGUACACUUUCUUGGCUGUUCUCAGAACUCCAUAGAAAUGAAUGGAGCAUGCUGGGAGUCGUAGUUUUACCACAGCUGGAGUCCCAGAGGUUUGCCAUCACUGCUUAAAGGGGUUUUCCAGGAAUGAUGAGUUUUUAUCUAGUGCCAGCAGUCUGCCUCUCUAAACAGAAGAUUCAUACUUGCCCGCUCCCUAGUCCUCCGCUCUGUUCAUGUUCUGUUCCCCCUGGCCAGCGGCAGCACGUCACCACUGAAGCCAGUCAUUGGUUCCAGCAGAACAUGUGACCAUGUCCACACAAUACGUACGUGAGGCUGCCAUUUUUUAGACACUGUAUAGGGUCGAUGCAGUUGCUCCUCUCAAGGAAGUUUCCACCCCCCGUAUUUUACAGCUUGUGUCCCUAUGGAGCCAAGCAGUCUUCACAUCAUUAUGGGGGCAAUGUGGUGAGUGGUCUGUCCUCGCCCCGCGUACCCCUGAACCUGUAUAUAGAAACCAUGCCUAUAAUCUCACACAUGGCUCAGCUGAUGUAGAGCAGGUCAAUACAGGUAGAUAGGGAAAGCAGGGGUAGUCAC
Bufo bufo (common toad) is the source of this 2074-nucleotide messenger RNA. Its product is annotated as gastrula zinc finger protein XlCGF49.1-like. Gene Ontology annotation, biological process: regulation of transcription by RNA polymerase II. Lineage: Eukaryota; Metazoa; Chordata; Amphibia; Anura; Bufonidae. The coding region runs from base 332 to 1060 and encodes 242 amino acids. The transcript is spliced from 2 exons. Gene Ontology annotation, molecular function: DNA-binding transcription factor activity; RNA polymerase II cis-regulatory region sequence-specific DNA binding. The record is from RefSeq and is a predicted model, not a curated record.